AUGGCUUCGACUAAUCAAGAUCGUCCCCAGUGGACAGCUGAUCGUGUGCGGGAAACCUUCUUGGACUACUUCAAAAAAAGGGGGCAUACGUUUGUUCCCUCCUCUUCUGUUGUGCCACUUUCAGACCCUACUCUGCUUUUCACAAAUGCUGGAAUGAAUCAAUAUAAGUCAAUCUUCUUGGGAACCGUCGAUCCGCAGUCUGAUUUCGCACACCUGAAGCGUGCUGUCAAUUCGCAAAAAUGCAUCCGUGCAGGUGGUAAACACAAUGACCUGGACGACGUGGGGAAGGAUGGUUAUCAUCAUACUUUCUUUGAAAUGCUGGGGAAUUGGAGUUUCGGUGACUAUUUUAAGGAAGAAGCUAUCAGCUACUCCUGGGAGCUGCUGACUAAAGUCUAUGGCCUGGACCCAGACCGACUAUACGUUACUUAUUUUGAAGGAAGUGAAGCCGGUGGCUUGGAACCUGAUUUGGAGGCUAGAGACAUUUGGAGAAAGGUUGGAGUCGCUGACGAUCACAUCCUCCCGGGCAAUAUGAAAGAUAACUUCUGGGAGAUGGGCGAUCAAGGCCCCUGUGGACCUUGCAGUGAGAUCCAUUACGACCGGAUUGGUGGCCGUAAUGCUGCCCAUCUCGUCAACCAGGAUGAUCCAGACGUCCUAGAAAUCUGGAACAAUGUCUUCAUUCAAUAUAACCGUGAAGCGGACCGAUCUUUACGGCCCCUGCCUAACAGACAUGUUGACACAGGCAUGGGUUUUGAACGGCUUGUUUCCAUACUUCAGGGAAAAUCAUCCAAUUAUGAUACAGACGUCUUUUCGCCUCUAUUUAAGACUAUUCAGGAUGUCACCGGCGCCCGGGAAUAUCGAGGUCGCUUUGGAGCCGAUGAUCCUGAUGGCAUUGAUACUGCUUACCGUGUGGUGGCGGACCACGUAAGGACUCUGGCAUUUGCGAUAUCUGAUGGAGCUAUUCCAAACAGCGAAGGUCGGGGUUACGUUGUUCGCCGGGUAUUACGAAGAGGAGUUCGUUAUGCUCGGAAGUAUUUUAGGGUCGAGAUUGGCAGCUUCUUCUCCAAGAUCGUGCCGACUCUCGUCGAGCAGAUGGGCGGUAUGUUCCCAGAGCUAAGGAAGAAGCAAACUGAAGUUAUGGAAAUACUGGAUGAGGAAGAAAUAUCGUUCUCCAAGACAUUGGAUCGGGGCGAGCGGCAGUUCGAACAUUACGCUCAACAGGCGAAGGCGAAGGGUCUUGACAAGCUGCACGGCGCCGAUGUUUGGAGGUUAUAUGACACAUUCGGAUUUCCUGUCGAUUUGACUCAAAUCAUGGCUGAGGAACGGGGUCUGCGGAUCGAUAAUGCGGAGUUUGAAGAAGCACGAUUGAAAGCCAAGGAGGCCAGUAGGGGAUUGAAGCAAGCCGCAGCGGAUACUGUCAAACUCGACGUUCAUGACCUUGGAAAACUGGAGAAGAUGACCGACGUUCCGAAGACAGAUGACAGGGCCAAAUUUGAACAGGGAAAUAUCACUUCUCAAAUCAAAGCUAUCUACUAUCGCAAGCAAUUUGUUCAAUCGACGAAGGACGUUCCCCCGGGCGAACAACUUGGCAUCAUUCUUGACCGUACCAAUUUUUAUGCAGAACAAGGUGGUCAGGAAAACGACACUGGGAGGAUCAUCAUUGAUGGGGAGGCAGAACUUGAAGUGGGUGAUGUCCAAUCUUACGCUGGCUAUGUCCUUCAUACGGGUUUCAUGAAAUAUGGUUCAUUCACUGUCGGCGACUCUGUGAUUUGCGAGUACGAUGAACUUCGUCGACGGCCGAUUAGGAACAACCAUACUGGAACGCAUAUUUUGAAUUUCGCUUUGAGAGAGAUCCUUGGGGAUGGCGUAGACCAAAAGGGCUCUCUAGUUGCAGCUGAGAAGCUUCGGUUUGACUUCUCCCACAAAUCUGCGGUUACGGACGAUGAGCUUGACAAAAUCGAGAAGAUAUCGACGGAGUACAUCCGCCAGAAUUGCACAGUUUAUGCUAAAGAAAUUCCUUUAGCGACAGCUCGGGAGAUUACAGGGGUCCGUGCUGUGUUUGGAGAAACAUAUCCUGAUCCUGUGCGCGUGGUCUCUGUUGGCGUCGAACUCGAAGAGAUACUCAAGAAUGUCAAGGAUCCACGCUGGAGAGGGGUAAGUAUUGAAUUUUGCGGUGGGACCCAUGUUCAAAAAACCGGCGAUAUCAAAGAUCUAGUCAUUCUUGAAGAAACCGGCAUCGCCAAAGGGAUCCGUCGUAUAACUGCUGUAACCGGAGAAGAUGCCCACGAGGUGCAGAGAGUGGCGAGAGAAUUUGAAGCACGGUUGGACAAUCUUGAAGCAAUGGAACUGGGUCCUCAGAAGGAGCUGGAAGCAAAGAAGGUUCAAACCGAACUCAACCAACUUUCCAUAUCGGCGGUACAGAAGGCAAAGUUUCGGGACCGUUUUGCCCAGAUCAAUAAACAGGUAAUCGAGGGUCAGAAAGCUCAGCAAAAGCUUGAAUCUAAGAAGGCCCUCGACACUAUAACAUCAUUUUUCCACUCUCCUGAAAACAAAGACCGGUCGUGGCUUGUUGCGAAGCUCCCAAUAUCAGCGAAUUCAAAAGCUGUGAGUGAGUCACUGAAUUAUGUCAAAUCAAAGUUGAGCGACAAAUCUGUGUACUUGCUUGCUGCGGAUCCUCAGCAGGGAAAAGUCGCUCAUGGGUGUUACGUAUCUAAGGUUGCCAGUGACCUAGGAGCAUCAGCGAGCGAUUGGGCGGGCGUUGUUUCAGGCGUAGUAGGAGGCAAGGCCGGAGGGAAGGCUCCUACAUGCAUUGGCAAUGGCACCAAUGUUGAUAAAGUUGAUGAAGCAAUUGCCGCCGCCACGGAAUAUUUGAAAAAGUUUCACUUGUAG
Molecule: messenger RNA, 2886 nt
Organism: Rasamsonia emersonii CBS 393.64
Lineage: Eukaryota; Fungi; Ascomycota; Eurotiomycetes; Eurotiales; Trichocomaceae
Product: Alanine--tRNA ligase
Exons: 6
Coding region: 1-2886 (961 amino acids)
Biological process (GO): alanyl-tRNA aminoacylation; tRNA modification
Cellular component (GO): mitochondrion; cytoplasm
Molecular function (GO): alanine-tRNA ligase activity; ATP binding; nucleic acid binding
Source: RefSeq, a predicted model, not a curated record